GCACAUGUUUUGAUUGCAUUGUUUUCAAUUCGGAACUCCUGAAAUUCUGAUAUCCCCUGCCGAUCUCCUCCAGAACCGCGAGCAUGGGCGGCCACCACAAGAAGAACCUGCGGGCGGAGAAGGCCAAGGUGAAGCUGAAGGGCGCCAAGCUGCCCAAGGGGCUGAACGUGACCAAGACGGACUUCAAGGUGCGCAAGAUCGAGAUCCGGGAGCAGCUGAAGGAGUCCUCCUACACGGAGACGGGCCAGCGGCAGCUGAAUCUCAAGGAGACGCUCUCGCGGCUGAAGCACCACAGCGUCAAGUUUCGCACGGAUGCGCUGCGCAGUGUGCGGGACUCUUUAAAGUCGGGCAAUGCGGAUCACUUGAUUGGCCAUCUGAACGAGCUGUUCCAAGGGAUUGCAGCCGGUUCCCUGGACAUGGAGCGUUCGGCGCGACAGGAGUCGUUUAAGACACUCGAUGUCCUGCUGGAGGCCCUGCAGCCGCAGGCGGUGGCGCCCUUCUUCCACGUUAUCGCCACCUAUUUGCGUUGUGCGAUGACCCACGUGCUGCCCGCCAUCCAGGAGGACUCCCUCCUCCUGCUCGACGUCCUGCUGCAGCGUGUUCCCCCCGCCCUCCUAGCGGAGCGCAGUGCCAGCGUAAUUAUUGGCAACUUUAUCGACAUGAUCUCCCGCGCCCGCCACGACAACGAGCGCUCCAAUCGCACGCUCACCUUAAAUCUGGGCCAGGGCAAGCAAACCACGGUCAAGUGGCGCACCAAGGUGCUCCUCCGCCUGCAGCAGAUCCUCGGCACGCUGGUCAGCUCCAAGCAGGGCAGGAUAACCACUUCCCGGGUGGUUCACUUCGAUCCGAUGCAUCCGCAGUACUACAAUGUGCUGUGUCCCGUGCUUCGGGACCACCGCGAUCUGCACGCCAUCCUCAACGAGCCCAAGCUGAGCGCCGAGGGCAGCCAGCUGCAGACGUACGUGGAGCAGCUGCUUCCCCUGCUGCAGGACAACUGGCUGGAGGUGCGGCCGCAGCCGCAGCAGCCGCUGCUCACCCAGGAUGCGGCGGCCAGUCUGCAUGUGGUCGUCAGCCUGAUGAGCCUCCUCUGGAACCUCAUUGCCCAGCACGAAGAGGAGCAUAACACCAGGGAGCUAAGCGACUGGCUGCGGAAGCACUACGCUCACAAGUUUGUGCUGAACUUUCUGGCCAAGGACGGCAGUCGUUUUCCCUAUCAACAGAUUCCGCAGACGGCCAAGAAAUCCCCCAAAGACAAGGGACAUCCUGUAGAUGGCGGCGAGCUCUGUUUGCCCCAGAAUCUAAGCAUUGUUGCGCUGACCUGCAAGUUCUUUCCCAGCGCCAACGAGAAGCAGGCCCAAUUGUUUGGCCAUUUGGUGGGCUACAUGCAGCUGAGUUUGGAGCGAUUGAACUCCAUGACGCCGGAGCAGCAGCUUUCCAUGGUGGCUUCCCUGCGCCCGCUGCUCCUCGAAAAUGCCACUUCGCUGCUGAAUAUCGUGGCUCAGCCGUUGACCAGCCUGCUAAGCGCCACCAUUGAGGCUUAUGUGGGCCAGCGGUUCACCACUCGCGAGGGCGUGGCCACGCGGGUGCUCAAUCUCCUCUGCGAGAUGGUGGAGCGUUCGGAUUUGUACGGCCGCUUUGGCGGCGAGCAGAGAUUCGCCUCGUUUUUGAGCUACCUGCCGCAGUUGCUUUUAAAACCCACUGUGGGCGAGGCCACCUUGCGCGCCAUGGCCACGCUGUGCCGCCAACUGAAUAGAGUCUUUAUGUCCGCCCUUUUGCAGGCUGCUCCCGAGGUGAUCAACCACUUGUCCAAGUUGCAGGUCACGGGCGACUCGGAAGGCGAAGAAAAGUUCGAGAACCAGAAGCGCGUGCUCAAUUUGUUCUACUACGCCAGGCAGUUGGAUGAAGAGGGAAAGCUGGAGCAACUGGAAAAGCAGCUGGACAGCGAUCACAUUGCUGCCUACCUAAAGGCAGUAAUCAGCUACAACUAACACACUUUGCAUAGCUUCUACAAAUAGUUUAAUGUAUACAUUAUAUUCCUCUGGCUUAAGACGAACAAC
Molecule: messenger RNA, 2057 nt
Organism: Drosophila takahashii
Lineage: Eukaryota; Metazoa; Arthropoda; Insecta; Diptera; Drosophilidae
Product: testis-expressed protein 10 homolog
Cellular component (GO): nucleus; MLL1 complex
Source: RefSeq, a predicted model, not a curated record